GCGUAGAUAAUUAUAACACCAUAAUAGUAACGAUUUUCUCUCUCUCACUUCAAAUCUCUUUCUCUUCUCGCUCACUCCCUCUUCCUCCUUUGCGAUCCAUCACUGCCAUAACUCACCGAGAUUUCGAUUCCACGCUCUUUCGGUGAUCGAUUUUCUCCAUAACCCUCGAUCCACGCAGGUCCUCUGUAAAAAUUCAAAACCCUAGUUUUUUCUUUUCAUUUCUUUUUCAUAGUUUCACGGCGGAGCUUUAGAUUAGGCCCAAACCCUUCAAUGGUUACGGUCCCUUUCGUUUUCCCUUGGAGCCAAUUUUCUUGGGUAUUCCACAAAUUUUGAAUUGAAUUUCUUUUAACAAUGAAUCUGCGUUAUGAUUUUUGGGUGAUGAACUGUAUAUAUAUUUCUCACGAAAUUCAUUGAAGAGGAGAGUGGUUUUCAUCUUGUUAGGUGAUGGGUAUUGCGAAUUUUUCACAAAGGAGGAAGCUUGGGAGGGUUUUGGAUAGUGGGUCUUGUUGAUUGAGUUGGAUCAGUGGCUGGAAUUUUGCCUGUGUAUAUUGGUUCUGAGUUCUUUGUUUUCUUGGCUUUCAAGAUUUUCACAUCAUAGAUUGAAUAAGUAGGCGAUGGAUAAGCAGGAAUUCACCUCGUGCUUACAGUAGGAUAAUAAUAUUUGAGGGUUAUUACUUUUACCGUGUUUGAUAUUGGGAGCAAAAGAGUUUUUGGUUAUAUGGGCGAGCUUGCGUUACGAAUUGUGUAAGUGAUGAUGGCCAUUGACUAGUGCUCUUUGUGGUUGAUACUUUGCAUUGUAAAUUGGUUGGAAAUUAUUUUCACCAACUUUGCGGAGAGAAAUUCUUAGGUAGAGAGAACAAAAUGAGCUUUGAAAGUGAAAAGCAGAACUUGUUGGAUCAGGCUACUGAUCAAGGAUUGCCAAAGAAGAUAAAAAUUUCAUACACGAGGGAAUUUUUAUUAUCGGUGAGUGGAUUGGAUAUAUGCAGAGAGUUGCCUAGUGGGUUUGAUCAAUCGCUUUUAAGUGAACUUGAAGAUGUUUCUCAAGAUAGACAAAGAAGUUCAGGCGGUUUGUCAAUGCAUAGCUUUAGACGUAAUGACUAUGGUUCGUCCCCUCCCACCAGAGGGGAUAGCUUUCCACGGGGAAUCCAUGGAAAAUGGGAGACUCGAUCUUCUGGACGGUCUGAUAAAGACAGUGAUUCUCAAUCUGAAUGGGAUUCAGAUUCCGCAAAACGUUUUGGCAACCAGUCCCGUAGAUCUUGGCAAGGUCCUGAGCAUGAUGGGCUUCUAGGUAGUGGUUCUUUUCCUCGGCCCUCUGGGUAUACCCCUGGGUUGUCUGCUCCCAAACUUAAAGCUAAUGACAACUAUCAGCUAAAUCGGUCUAGUGAGCCAUAUCAUCCUCCACGUCCUUACAAGGCACCUCACUCACGUAGGGAGACUAAUGACUCCUAUAAUGAUGAAACAUUUGGUUCUUUGGAGUAUACAAGUGAGGACAGGGCUGAAGAGGAAAGAAAAAGAAGAGCUUCUUUUGAAUUGAUGAGAAAGGAACAGCACAAAGCUUUCCAAGAUAAGCAUAAGUUGAACCCAGACAAGAAUAACGAGGAUUUUGACAUAACUUCACUUGUUGAAGACGAUGAGAAAAGGCUAGUUAAUAGGAACAAUGAGUCUGUGGAGCCUCAUGUGACUGUAGCAGCUUUAAGCAAUGAUGAGAAAUCUUCUUCCCUUUCACAGACUCUUUCAGCAGCUAGACCACUUGUACCUCCAGGAUUUGCAAGUACAAAAUUGGAACGUAAUUUUGCUACCAAAACAUCCGUUAGCACUCAUUCAACAGAGGCCGGACAACCUGCACCCGGUGAUGCUGGAGUUUUGGAUAUUCCCGACAUUAAAAUUGGAACGGGUGAUCAAUUGAGGAAGAGAUCUGCUCUUUCAGAAGUCUUGGAAGCAUCUCAACUUAAUGCUGAAGUAAAAGGAAAGGAGGAUGUGGGAGUUCUCAAUCCAGACAAUUCAAAUUCUAUCCUAUACAAGCUUUUUGGUAAUGCUUCAACAGUCGACGGUGACAAAUCUACUAGUAUUAUUGAGCAGCCUGAUAAUAAAGCUGAUGUAACUUGGAGUCCACAUGCCUUCCAAUCUUCCAAGUUUGCUCAUUGGUUUGUUGAAGAAGAAAAAAAUCCAGUGGAUGACAUGACACAGAGGCCAAAUGACUUGCUCUCACUUAUUGUUGGUGGCGAAAAGGGGGGUUUGCAGACGUCUAAUGUAGAAACAACCGGUCAUAUUGCAUCUAAUUUUUCUCUCCUAAAUCCUGAACCAAUUAGUGAACAUAUGGCAUCAAAUGCAGCGCAUACUACUAUUGACAACUCUCUGCAAUUGUCCAAGAGUGAUAAGCCUGAGGUUUCACCAGCAGUUCUUACCUGUGAAGAUCUGGAACAGUCAAUUUUAUCACAAGUUAGUGAAAAUGGAUCAUCACAUCAGCAGCCUAUUCAGGACAAAGAUCUUGAUGGAAAAACUGAGCAGUCUACUUCAAUUGAUAAUCAUGCAUCCCUACACCUCCUUUCUUUGUUACAGAAAGGAACCUCACACAAUGAUAUGGAACUAUCAUCUAUUCUAGAUUCUUCUACAAAAAAGGUUCCGAAUUCUGAUGGAUUUACUACCAGCAAUGUUCUUGAUAAUCCUGGAGAAGAAAAUGCUGAAGUUUCCAACUCAUCGAAGACAUUGACACUAGAAACACUUUUUGGGUCAGCUUUUAUGAAGGAGCUUCAAUCAGUUGGAGCACCCCUUUCUGUUCAAAGGGGUUCAGUUGGAUCUGCAGGGCCUAAUGUUUCAGAGUCUCUUCUGUUUCCUUUCCCUACCUCAGACAAUGUUCACCUUCCCACUGGUGAACAUACACUGAACAGGCGUGGAAGUGGUGUCCUGCCACCAGAGCAAACACAUCAACCCAAAACUAAUAGAUUUGAUGAACAAUGGUUGGGUUAUUCUGAUUCCCAGGGAGAUGUUAAUUCAUCGUUGCUUCAGAGUGAAUUUCCCAAAGCUAGUGGUUUCAAAGGGCCUCGUGAUAUUCACCUUCCAGAAGAAGAUAACUUGAUUACAGUUAGUGAUCCUCUGCAAAACUUUUUAUCUGCUGGAAAUAUAGUUAAAGCAGAUAUGUCCCAAGACACAACAGUUGACAUUACCAGAAAACUGGCAGCUCUGAAUCCUGCAUUUAGGGAUGACCGACUUGUUAUGAGAAAUCAUGAAGGCCCAGCAUACCCUCAUGGUGGUCCUUAUGAUAUGAGAGAACCUGGUAUUUCUUAUCAGAAUCUUAAUGUCCAACGAUCUCAACAGAUCCACCCUCAGUUAAAUCAUGGUGGCCCAAUGUUUAAUCAACUGGAUUCUCAUCCUCCUCAUAUUAGUUCUUAUAUGAGGCUUCCAAAUCCUGAGGGCAUGAUUCAUCAUGACUCACCACCAAAUCAUCAAUUCCCGGGAAAUAUGCUUCAUCCUCCCUUCCAUCAACCUAGUAGUGGACUACCGGGGUUUGAUUCUCCUGUUCAUCAUUCUAUGUUACAACAGAUGCACAUGCAAGGAAACCACCCCCCACCUCAUCUUUUACGUGGAUUCCCAAGGGGUGGACCUGUGCCUUCUCAUCCCAACAAUCCGAUGACUGGCUUCAUGCAGGAACCAAACCCAAUGCAAGGCCAAGGCUUCCCAUUUAAUGGUCACCAGCAUCCUUCUUUUGGUGGCCCUGGAAUGCAAUUACAAGCUCCAGAUGUUGGUGGUGGAAGAAAUCAUCCAGAAGCACUUCAGAGGCUUUUUGAGAUGGAGCUCAGGUCAAACCCAAAGUCAAUCCAUGCCUCAGGUCACAGCCAGGGGAUGUAUGGUCAAGAGCUAGACUUGGGUUUUGGGUAUAGAUAGGGUACUGUCCAUCCUCGUUGAUGUGUAUACUAGAUUGUAUUCACCUAAUGUUGUGCCGAUCUACCUUCUACAUGGAAGUUGGGUUUCAUAUGAUGCUUUUCUUUGGAAAAAAUUAGCUAUUCUGUAAUUAAUGAUUUUUCAACAAUUUACAUUUUACUGGGAUUUCAAUUUGCUGUCUUCCUUUUGUUAACAUAUCAAAGUGCUUCCAACAUUGGUUUUGGAACAAAGACUAAUGCUGUAUUCAGGAGGAAGAAAAAGGCUAUUUCAAGUUUUGGGAUA
Vigna unguiculata (cowpea) is the source of this 4161-nucleotide messenger RNA. RefSeq names its product chorismate synthase. The record is from RefSeq and is a predicted model, not a curated record. Lineage: Eukaryota; Viridiplantae; Streptophyta; Magnoliopsida; Fabales; Fabaceae.